This is a messenger RNA of Pyrus x bretschneideri (Chinese white pear), 2203 nucleotides long. RefSeq names its product protein RCC2 homolog. The record is from RefSeq and is a predicted model, not a curated record. The transcript is spliced from 16 exons. Bases 268 to 1902 code for a protein of 544 amino acids. NCBI's taxonomy places the organism in Eukaryota, Viridiplantae, Streptophyta, Magnoliopsida, Rosales, Rosaceae.
AAUAUCUUCCUUUCCCAUUUGAAUUAGGGUUUCAUUUCACAUCCAAUUUCUUCCUCCUGCGUCCGUCCCGGCCCCCCCAAAACCCUAUGCCGCUUCCGAUCUCUUCAAACUAGCCGUUACCUCCAUUUCCCGCCAUUCUCACCUCCAUCACAGCCGUUCGUUUAUCCCCUUUUGAAAACUAGCCGUUAGAUCCACCGCCUCUGUAGCCUCUCCGCUUAUUUUCCAGAUUAAAGCUUGGCCGUCGGCUCUGCCGGAGUUCGACCUGCAAUGUCUGCGGUCGAGGCGGAGAACAAGGUGGAGGAUGGGGGGAAUAAGCAGGUGGGGAAAUCGGGAGAGCUUUUGUUCUGCGGAGGUACGUCUUGGGACGCCAUUGGCCGCCGCAAAGGCGCCGUUGAAGGUAACUUGAUCUCCCCCACGCGCCUCCGCCCUCUCGUCGACGUCGAUAUCCGAUUCGUCGCCUCGGGUUGCUCUUCGUGUCAUUGUGUGGCAUUGGAUGUCGAAGGGCGGUGCUAUACUUGGGGUCGCAAUGAGAAGGGGCAGCUGGGCCAUGGCGAUAGAAUUCAGCGUGAUAGGCCGACUGUAGUCUCUGAACUUUCAAAGUACAAAGUUGUUAGAGCUUCAUCCGGGAAGAAUCACACUGUAGUCGUUACUGAGGACGGGCAUUCUUUUGCCUUUGGCUGGAAUAAGCAUGGACAGCUGGGUUCAGGUUCAGCAAAAAAUGAAGUUGAGGCUUCCCCUGUUCGCUGUCAAGUUUCUGAGGUUAAAAAUGUUGCUUGUGGGGGUGACUUCACUGUGUGGUUAUCUAGUGUUGAAGGAGCUUCUAUACUAACUGCAGGCCUUCCACAGUACGGCCAACUUGGGCAUGGUACAGAUAAUGAGUAUAAUACUAAAGACAGCUCAGUGAGGCUUGCUUAUGAAGCCCAACCACGCCCUAAAGCAAUUGCUUCUCUAGCUGGGGAAACUAUUGUGAAAGCUGCAUGUGGAACAAAUCAUACAGUGGCAGUGGAUGCAAAUGGCUAUGUUUAUACGUGGGGCUUUGGUGGUUAUGGAAGGCUUGGACAUAGGGAGCAGAAGGAUGAAUGGGCUCCUCGUCGUGUUGAUGUCUUUCAAAGGAAUAAUAUUCUGCCUCCUGAUGCCAUUAUUUCAGCUGGUGCUUUAAACUCUGCAUGUACUGCAGGUGGAGGGCAAUUGUAUAUGUGGGGUAAAAUUAAGAAUACAGGUGAUGACUGGAUGUAUCCUAAACCACUCAUGGAUUUAAGUGGCUGGAAUUUGCGUUGCAUGGAUUCAGGCAAUAUGCACCAUUUCGUUGGUGCUGACUCCUCCUGCAUAAGCUGGGGUCAUGCUCAAUAUGGAGAGCUGGGAUAUGGCCCUAUGGGACAGAAGUCUUCUGCAGUUCCCAAAAAGGUGGAUAUUCUUGAGGGUAUGCAUGUUAUGAGUGUUGCAUGUGGACUCGGCCAUUCCAUGGUCAUUGUUGAUAGAACAACUGUUGGUGACCGACUUGAUCAGCUUGAGGUAUAUGAUGGCAAAGCUUCUGUAGAAGGGAGUGAGGAACCUGUGAGUGCCGCUCCAGCUGCGAAGCAAACUCCUAAAAGGGGUGCCUCAAAAGCAUCUGAAAAUUCCAAGAGGAAGAAGUCAAAAGAACCUUCUGAUUCGGAAGAUGAAGAAGACAGUGAUGAGCCUGAUGACAACAGUGACGGAAGCGAUGAUGAGGACAGUGGCGAGCAAGAACCUAAAAGGCAACGAGGUGGGAAGACUUCUGGCAGAGGUAGGGGCAAUGGAGCUAAAAAGGCGGCAGCAGCUGAGGGAAAGCGUGGACGGGGUCGCCCUGCUGCAAAUAAGAUCCCAAAACCUGCACCAUCAAAAACUGGAACCGGUAAGAGGGGAAGGCCUCGCAAGUCGUAAGUUGUGCACGUUCCCAGCAUACCAAGUCCAAAUCAGAAAUUUUGUUCUCUCAAUGUAGAGAAGUGUACUUCAUUACUCCGCGGCACUUAAUUUGGGUCCCAUUUCGAAGUGUUUUAUUGUACUAUGUUCGAUUUUUAUCUUCAUCGUUUUCAUGCACUUCAAAUAUGAUGUGCUUAAUUGAUGAAAAAAACACACUGGAUUGAACAUUCUGUUUUUUAACAUCCGGCCGAAAUGAAAGAAUGUGAGUGAUAACUUGUACCAAAAUUUUGUUUUGAUGGACAUUCUCGGCUCCUUAUUCUUA